CUGCCACGCACAUGUUUUCGAAGCAAGAUGAAGCAGUACAUUUGCACAGAGUCCACGUGCAUCGGUGAGAGCAGUGCACGCGGUCGCGCGCAAUUAUACGAAAUUGAGUCGGUUCACGAUGACACGACAUCGGGAAUUGUACCCCAACCUCUCUGUGAUGAUAACACGGGUUUGCUCCAGCUCCUCAGAUUCGAGUGGCUCUGCUGUGAUGAGAGAGGUGUGGAACACUGGCAGCUCAUUUACAGAUCAUGACGGCCGCUGGUUGGGGGUCCAUCAAAGUUGGGCGUCCGUCAAGCCUAGUUUACACAAUGAUCCAGUUCACUUGCAGCAUCGUGGUGGAGCCCCAGGACCGUCUUGGCCGGGACCCCGCAGCAGGAUUCAGAACGGCUGUGUUGAUGUGUCUGUGAUGGGUAGUCAGUAUGGGGUGUCCAAACAGAGAUUUGAUCCAUAUGGACGUCCCAGUAGCAAAGGAGAGAGGAAUGCACGCAGAUUCGGAGCAGAGGAUAAAGGGAGGGAAGAAAAAACAUGGUUCAAAAUGACAAUCCCACAUGGAAAAAAGUAUGAUAAAAGAUGGCUGCUAACAUCACUACAGAAUAUCUGUCCCAUUGCGUUUACUCCAUUACACUACUCCACAGAGGGACAAACAGUUCAUUUCUAUCUGGAGGAUGCUGCCACUGCCAGCGCUCUGGGCAAACUCACACGCAGAGUUACAGACAGUGAAGGGCAGAGGGUGGUCGUGCUUAUGAGCCAUUGUUCCAGUCUCCCCUUCCUCCAAAGUGAACUGAAACCACAAGAUCUGGAACAUUUAAAGCAUUGCAUGUCCAAACGCUUCGAUAGUUCCCAGAAGUCUCUCAACCUGAGCAGCAUCCGCUCUGAUCCAGACUUGGUUUCUCAAAAUAUUGAGAUAAUCUUAAACCGAAAAAACUGCAUGCAAGCUGUGAUCAAAAUCAUACAGGAGAAUAUCCCAGAGAUGUUGUGCUUGAACCUGGGCAACAACAAGCUGUUUAAGUUGGAUGACAUAGCAGAACUGGUGAACAAAACCCCCAACCUGCAGUCACUGAACCUGUCUCAUAAUGAGCUGAAGUCAGAACAAGAGCUGGAUGUGGUGAAGGGGUUCAGGCUGGUGGAGCUGUGGCUGGACAGGAACCCUCUGUGUGAUCACUUCAAAGAUCAGACCUCAUACAUCAGUGCUGUUCGGGAGCGAUUUCCAAGGCUUCACAGACUGGAUGGUCAUGUGCUUCCACUUCCGAUCUGCUUUGACGUGGAAACACACACAAACAUCCCUCCUUGCAAGGGCAGCUGCUUUUUCUCCAAUGAAAUCCAGGAUCUCAUUCAGCGUUUUCUGCAACAUUAUUACUGUGUAUAUGACUCUGGGGAUAGACAGCGGCUGCUGGAGGCGUAUCAUGAUGGUGCCUGCUUCUCUCUCAGUCUGCCACCCAUAAAUAAACCCUCCAGGUGCAGGUUGAAAGAUUAUCAUAAACACAGCCGCAAUAUCAAGAACAUCAAAGAUCCCUCCGGUCGGUUUCGCCUGCUAAAACGCUCUCGCCUGACUCUGGUCGCCUUCCUCAAUGAGCUCCCAAAGACCCAGCAUGACAUUAAUUUAAUCAAUGUUGAUGUCAACACAUACACAAGCACUUUAUUAGUGUUCACAGUGAGUGGAGUGUUCAAAGAGGUUGAUGACCAAUCCAGAGACUCUGUCAGGGCGUUCUCUAGGGUCUUCGUCACAGUUCCAGCUCGGAAUUCUGGCCUGUGUAUCGUGAAUGACCAGCUCUUUGUGAGGAACGCCACCACUGAGGAGAUCCGCUGUGCGUUUGCAGCACCAGCCCCAUCCCUCUCGAGUAGCCCAGUGCCCACCAUCUCUGCAUCACAGCAGGAAAUGCUCUCCGCCUUCUCUCAGAAGUCUGGAAUGAACCUGGAAUGGUCUCAAAAAUGUCUCCAGGAUAACGCGUGGGAUUUUCACCGAGCUGCUCAGAUUUUCACGGAACUAAAGGCUCAAGGAAAGAUUCCAGAAGCUGCUUUCAUAAAAUGAAAACAACAAACAAACAGAAAUAUAUAUGAAUACCUGUUUGUAUGUACAUAGUUUUAUUUGUUGUUUAACAGGCACUUAAUUUGUGAUGUCAAACUGAAAUUAAGCAAAAUCUUGUUUUAUAUUAAUUGUAUUAUUUUAUUUUAUUUUUUCCUUAAGGAUUAUACAUCAGGUUUGUACGUACUACAGCACUGUUUCUGUAUUAAUUUUAAAAAAGCACAUUUCUGUUUUAAUUGUGAUGUCUAAAAUAUGUGCUGCGCUUUUGUUGGUGUUGAGCUAAACUUUUGCAGAAAUAAAGUUUGUUUAUUCAGGCUAUUCUCAGCAAGAUAAUAAAACAUCAAUACCUAA
This is a messenger RNA of Rhinichthys klamathensis goyatoka, 2374 nucleotides long. RefSeq names its product nuclear RNA export factor 1a (gene nxf1a). The transcript has 22 exons. Bases 119 to 2029 code for a protein of 636 amino acids. Gene Ontology annotation, biological process: poly(A)+ mRNA export from nucleus. Gene Ontology annotation, molecular function: RNA binding; protein binding. Gene Ontology annotation, cellular component: nucleus; cytoplasm. Lineage: Eukaryota; Metazoa; Chordata; Actinopteri; Cypriniformes; Leuciscidae. The record is from RefSeq and is a predicted model, not a curated record.